AUGUCCUCCACUCCCCAGCUAGCGCAAUCCCCCGGGGUCGCUGAACAGGCCGUCAUAGUCCCCAUCAAUCGAUCGUUCACGGAUGGUAGCGACUCAACCUGGCCCAAGGAUCCUAAGUAUGGGAGACCGGACGAUAGUGUUUAUCGCGAGAAGCUGGCCAAAUUAUGGUUGCAGAAGACUGGGGCUUAUGAAAUUGGUACACACUAUAUACUGGACACUCUACCCGAAGGCUACGCGCUUCUUGAUCGACCGCGUAUGACGAAGCCCAAUAUUCGCGAUAAAUUCCUCUGGGGUCACCCUCUCGGACAAUAUUUCUUCUCGCCCGUCCAUUUCUUUCCUCAUUUCUACUAUCUUAUGACCGGGGGGAAGACUCCCUGUCAAUGUGCUCUCUGCGAGAAAAUGACAAGCCUUUCCAAAGGACGGAAAAAGCCCGGUCGGCCUGUAGGAAGCCAUGUGAUUGACGGCCAUUUGGUGAGACCGGAUGGAUCGAUCGGACCAGCCGUCAAAGCUGCACGAACACCGGGGAGACCUGGUCGACCGCCUGGCCGACCCCCAGGAAGGCCAUCGAUGGGGCCGGGAACGCCAGGAGCGUCGGUAGGAAGACCACCUGGGAGACCUCCAGGAAGGCCCUCUGCCAUGUUCUCAUCGAUGACACCACGUCCGAUAGCCGUUGACAGCGAAGGGACCACGGAUGUGUUCAAGACGGCAAUCGUGGAACUCAGAAAACGGGGAAGCCUAGAGAAAGCGAUCACCGAGAACGAUAGUAUGGACUGGCGGGCCGAGAAAACGAAACUGGCCGAAUUGAUCGAGGGAUUUAGCAUGCAGCCCGCCUACCUGCCGCGAAUCGGUGAAGUUGUGCUCUGGAUGCCUGAUUUCGAGGGCGAGCUGGCCUGGAACUCGGAAACGAGGCACAUUGAACUCUAUUCUCCAACCGAGCAGCGAUGGCUGGGAACUUCUCAAUGGCGCGCGGGCGUCGUGGGCCAAGUGCCCGAAGAAGAUACGGUACUCCAAGACCUGCACAGCACAACCUACAAGGAUUCGGAGGUGAACUACUCAGGAUUCCGCGUGGAGACGUUCCCCGACCCGCACAGCAUCGACAAAAGCUACUCACUCCACUACAAAUACGUUCCUCUCAAGUGCAUCAAGCCGUUCAACUCCUACGAGAUGUUCCUGCAAGGCACCUCUCGUCAGGCUCUCCACCCCUCCAUCGAAUACGCCAUGACCAUCAUGUCCUCAUUCAGCCUUCUCGAUAAAUACUACUUCAAAGGCACUUGGCCCGACGCUUCGAUUUACUGCCGGGGGAUCUUCCUAGGUGCUGAGCUGCUCGCCGUCGGAGAUGUCGUCCGACUGAAACCCAAAGCCACCCACGCUGACCCACAACAAUCGCAACCGACAACCGUCACCGACGUCAUGGUCAUCGACGAAAUCCGCCUUAAUCUCAUCCAAUGUGACGACCACCUGAAAUCCGAGCACCUGGCCGAGCGCAUCGAAGUGCGCAUACGCGGGAAAGUCUACUCCAACAGCUCCAAACGCGCAUACUACGCGCGGCCUUUCCUCCUCCAAGACCCCAAAUCCAUGGCCCCUGACGAAGUCUCCGACGCCUUCCACUACAUCGGCAUGGGCGGGUACGGCUCAUGGUACCGACUCUGGUCUGGCGCCAGCGUCGAGGUCUCCCAAGACAUGAUCCUCGGCCGAUGCUACGAGCCCGAUGCCAUGCAGCUCCUCUUCGGCCGGUUAUCCUUGGGCUUAGAUCUUCACGGCGUGCUGAACGGCCGCGCCUACUCGCGCCAAGCCGACCAGCGCAUCGCGCCGGGUCGCAACUGGUUCUGGGGCGACUUCCGCACCCAGACGCUCGCCCUCGACUCCCUCAACGGCGAAGACGUCGGCUACUACAGCGAAAUCCGCGACAUGGCCAUGUGGCGUGCCAACCUGCGCAUCGUCGACGGCACCGCGGGGCCGGCUGAUUUCCGAGAGGCCAAGAUCCCGGGCGACGUUGGGCGACCGGCCACGAAAUCGCGAUCCAGCUUCGCCGAGGUCGGCAAGCUGAGCAUGCUGGUCAGCACGGGUCUCGGGGCGGGGGACACAAGUAAUAACGUGAGUUCUGCGGAAGAGGAACCGUUGGAAUCGUUAGAGUCGGGGGGUAUAGAGAGCGGAGAUGUUGAAGACGAGGAAGACGAAUCGGAGGAAUUGGAGGACUUCACCCUCCGGAUGGAUCAACUCCGUGGUGGGACUGAGGAGUCAGAGGGAGGCGAUUAUAAACCUGGACUUUGA
Aspergillus melleus is the source of this 2271-nucleotide messenger RNA. RefSeq lists its product as uncharacterized. Lineage: Eukaryota; Fungi; Ascomycota; Eurotiomycetes; Eurotiales; Aspergillaceae. The coding region runs from base 1 to 2271 and encodes 756 amino acids. Gene Ontology annotation, cellular component: SHREC complex; rDNA heterochromatin. Gene Ontology annotation, biological process: silent mating-type cassette heterochromatin formation. The record is from RefSeq and is a predicted model, not a curated record. The transcript has 4 exons.